AUGGGUCAGGGUUUCUCACUGACUGCCCCUCCGGCGGGGGCAGCCGGUAUUGAUGUCCCUGAGUUGGCAGACUUGACCUACGAGAAGGUCAUCGGCCAAGCCCGCUUCAUGAAGAGCAUACGUGCCAGACACAACGAUGGAGUCGUGCUCGUCAAAGUGCUCGUCAAGCCGUAUGCUAUGUCGUUGGUACGGUACAAAAAGAAGAUCAUCCGAGAAAGAAAUGCGCUUGCCAACGUUCCCAACGCGCUUCCAUAUCAGCGAGCGAUCGAGACCGAAACCAACGGCUACCUGGUUCGACAGUUCUUUUACAACUCUCUAUACGACCGACUCAGUACCAGACCAUUCCUCGAGGACAUGGAGAAGCGUUGGCUGGCAUUCCAGCUCUUGUGCGCGUUGCGCGACUGCCAUGCCAAAGAGAUAUAUCACGGAGACAUCAAGACGGAAAAUACGCUAGUGACGUCCUGGAACUGGCUCUACAUCUCGGACUUUUCGUCAUCCUUCAAGCCCGUCAUGCUGCCGGAAGACAAUCCCGCCGACUUCUCCUACUUCUUUGAUACAUCUGGCCGAAGGACAUGUUAUUUGGCCCCGGAGAGGUUUUUUCCUCCCGGUCAAGAACCGGAUCCAAACGCGAAGAUUACGUGGGCCAUGGACGUCUUCAGCGCUGGAUGUGUCAUUGCCGAACUGUUCCUCGAAACACCCAUAUUCAACCUGAGCCAGCUGUACAAAUACCGAAGGGGUGAAUAUGACCCAUCCAUUUCGCAUCUAAGUCGCAUCCCGGAUAAGGACUUGCGCGAGAUGAUCGCCCACAUGAUUCAGGUCGAUCCGCAAAAGCGCUACUCAGCCGAGCAGUAUCUCGAGUUUUGGAAGGACAAGGUGUUUCCAGGGUACUUUUACAACUUUCUACAUCAGUAUAUGCAGUCGAUUACCGACCUUUCAACCGGAAACUCGAGAAUUGGCGAAGCAGACCAGAGGAUUGAGAGGGUCUGGAACGACUUUGACAAGAUUUCCUACUUCCUUGGCUAUGAGAACGGGGAUGACCGAUACGGGAAUCACAUGCUGUCGCCGAGGCUGGGUUUAGGACUCUUCCCAGUCCGACUCAACAUUCCCAAUACUGAACAUUAUGUUUCGGCGAACAAGCAACCUACCACUGAUGAUGGAACACUCAUCUUCCUUACCCUAGUCGCGUCUUCCUUGCGUAACACCGCACAUGCGACCGCAAAGAUCAAGGCGUGUGAUAUCAUGCUAGCGUUCGCUGAACGGCUAACCGAUGAAGCAAAGCUAGAUCGAGUCUUGCCGUACCUGAUGACCCUCUUGACCGACAAGUGCGACAGGGUGGUGAUAUCUGCGCUGCGUAGCAUAACGCAGCUUCUCGAUCUGGUCAGAGUCAUCACCCCCGUUAACUCGCACAUAUUCCUAGAGUACAUUUUGCCCAGGAUGCAGGUUGCCCUCUUGGGGUCUCAGGGGGCUCCGAGCCCUGUGGUAAGGGCCACGUAUGCAGCAUGUCUAGGAAAACUGGCAACAACUGCGUACCGAUUCCUCGCAAUGGCUGCAACGCUCCGGGCUGAUGGAUCAGUAACUAUUUCAGAUCCAGAACUUGAACCAGGGAACGAGACGAACACGGCUCUUGAUGGGCUGUUUGACAGUUCCCGCCAGGACCUGGUAGACCUCUUUGAGACACAUACGAAGAUGCUCAUCGAAGACCUCAAUCCCUUUGUUCGAAGAGCCUUUCUUAGCUCAGUGCCAGAUUUGUGCAUCUUCUUCGGCGUUGCAAAGGCGAACGACGUAAUCAUCGCACAUCUCAACACCUACCUUAACGACCGUGACUGGAUGUUGCGGUAUGCGUUUUUCGACACUGUUGUGGGCAUAUCAGCAUUUAUGGGAAGCAGUACCCUCGAAAGCUUCAUUUUACCCCUCAUCAUCCAGGCGGUGGAUGAUCCAGAAGAGUUUGUGGUACAAGGGGCGCUUCAAUCGCUGGCAGAGCUGACCCGGCUAGGGCUCUUGACCAAGGAGGCAUUUGUUGACCUCGUUGCCCUUGUUGGGCGCUUUACGAUGCACCCCAACGUGUGGAUUCGCGAAGCGGCUGCUCAUUUCAUCGCAGCCGGAAACGAGUUCCUGAGCUCUGCCUAUCUCAAGGUUUCGAUUUACCCACAGCUGAAGCCCUUCUUGAAGCCAGAUAUUAUUCCUGGUUGGUCGGAACUACAACUCCUUGAUUCGCUACAAAAGCCGCUCUCGCGCAACGUCUUUGAACUGGCUAUGCAAUGGGCUGCAAAAGCAGAGAAGAGCGGCUUCUGGAAGCCUCCUAAACGGUCGUGGGAUGCUCGCACUGUAACGAAACUCCCGAAAACAGAUGAGGAUGAGCAGUGGUUGAGCCGCUUGAGGACUGCCGGCCUUUCGCAGGCGGACGAAAUCAAACUCAUUAUGCUGCGAGAAUUCAUAUGGCGUCUUGUCCAGAUGAAAGGGAGGGACUCGACAGAGCUGCAGAUGGAGAAGAGGUCUGAACUCGAGGACAUCAUCCCUCUGCGAAACCUGGGUAUUACACCUCAGACCGUUAUGUUCGAAGAGGAACCCAUUCGCUAUCCUGCUCCGCAAUUAGACGACGAUGACACAGCUCCUAAGACUAUCCAGGAGGCUCUCCUCGAUGCGUCGCUCACUAUUGGUGAUCCACUCAGUCAACGGCGUCGGGCCGCGCUUGAUAAGCAGAAGUCUAAGUCGGUUCCAUCCAUCUCCGUGGACGGCAGGCCUGCUACAGGCAGUAAUGGCGAAAACUCAAGAAACGCUUUGAGACAGUCGGUAUCUCAUCAGAGUCGUGCAUCUCUGCUCUCCCCUCAUGACGACGUGGGGUCUGCUCACUAUUCCCCGUACGAAACAAGGAGGGCCUUGAAGCACCAGUCUAGCGCGAUGAGCCUGAUGAAUCGUAAGGACAGCGCCAAAUCCGGCCCUGAGACCGGUACUACGGAAACCAAUGCCUUUGGGGAGGUUGAAGCGCCCCUCACUCAGCAUUACCAAGGAAUUCAUAUUAGGUCCCCAGAUUCUGAAAGCAUGCCGCCAACGCCCGGUAUUAAGCUGCGCGUGAAUCAUGACUACCAUGGGAACGAUCCGCAUAUUCUCAAGAUGUUGGAUACCAUGUACGUUGAGAACUACCCGCACGAUCUUGCCGAAUUUGGCCCAGAGGUUACACCCAUCGGGCGCCGCAAGACUGGCAAGAUUAUCAGUUCCCAACCAGGGAAGCAAAGGGAAAACGGAUGGAAACCGAGAGGAGAGACUAUUGCGUCAUUCGUUGAGCAUGUCGGGGCCAUCAAUCGGAUCGUGGUUGCUCCAGACCACCAGUUCUUCCUGACUGGUGGCGACGACGGGACCGUCAAGGUUUGGGACUCAGCUAGGUUUGAGAAGAUUAAUAUUCACAAACCUCGCCUCACCCAUCGACACGCCCCUGGAGCCAAAGUUCGUGCGCUAUGCUUCAUUGAGAACACGCAUAGCUUUGUCAGUUGCGCCACAGAUGGCAGCGUACACAUAGUCAAGGUUGAGACCUACUUACAGGGCGAGAGCUAUCGGUAUACUCGUCUUCGCACAGUCAGAGAACAUCGCUUUGUCGGCGGCGAGUUUGGCGUGUGGUGCGAACACUACAAGCUGGACAACGAGUCCAUUCUUAUUGUAGCCACCAACAAGUCAGUCGUCUGGGGCAUGGAGCUCCGAACCAUGACAUUGCUCUUCAAGCUAGAGAAUCCGGUCCAUCACGGCACACCAACCUGUUUCUGCAUCGACAACAAGAAAAACUGGUUGUGUCUGGGCACCUCCCACGGCGUUCUGGACCUGUGGGAUCUCCGCUUCAAAGUGAAGCUCAAGAGCUGGGGCGUGCCCGGCAAGGGUUCCAUCUACCGGCUCUCCAUCCACCCCUCCCGCGGCCGAGGCCGCUGGGUGUGCGCAUCUGGCGGAACGGGUCAAGGCGAAGUCACAGUCUGGGACAUCGAAAAAGCCACAUGCCGCGAAGUCUACCGCGUUGGCGGCAACAAGGAAGGUCCUAAGGGGUACGAUGCCUGGCAAGUCGAUGAGGACAAGCCUUCCGAGGGGCAAGGGCAGAUGCUCUCGCGUUUCGCGACCAACAUCGAGCCCAACGCCAUGGGCAACGCCGACCGGGGGGUGAGGGCCCUUGUCUUCGGCUGGGGCAUCACGGACGCAGCUACGGUCGAAGAACAGCCGCCGCCGCCGCUGCAGGAACGCGACGUCCGCUAUGCCUUCAUGGUCACGGGCGGGAGCGACAAGAAGCUAAGAUUCUGGGAUUUGACGCAUGUCAGUCAGAGCAGGAUCUACUCGGGCUUGCAGCUUGGUGAGACGGCGCCGAGUUAUACGGCUAGUCAUCCCACUCCGUCCAUGAUUCUCAAUACCGAGCGGCUGCAUGGGAAGUCUUCUUCGGGUCGGUCUGGUGCUGCUGGUGGCAGCACUACAGGGCAGGGGGUUAAUGGUAAGUCAUCGUCAUCGGCCAACCCGUCUAGCUCACAACAAAAAAUGCGGCCGUCUAGAACCAAGAUCAUCUCACAAGAACAUUUCCGGUUGUUGAGGAGUCAUUUGGAUUCUAUACUGGAUGUGGCGCUGGUGGAGUCGCCUUAUCCGAUGACGGUUUCUUGUGAUAGAGGGGGCAUGGUGCUUAUCAUCAGGUGA
Molecule: messenger RNA, 4656 nt
Organism: Sordaria macrospora k-hell
Lineage: Eukaryota; Fungi; Ascomycota; Sordariomycetes; Sordariales; Sordariaceae
Biological process (GO): protein phosphorylation; protein targeting to vacuole; macroautophagy
Cellular component (GO): late endosome; phosphatidylinositol 3-kinase complex, class III, type II; nucleus-vacuole junction
Molecular function (GO): ATP binding; protein serine/threonine kinase activity; protein binding
Source: RefSeq, a predicted model, not a curated record